UCAUAACAUCAUUACAAAUACAACACUGGUUUUAAAUGAACACUUAAACAAUGGAAUGCCGCGAAAAAUAAUACAGUUUUAAACCAUGUGUACAAUGUAUUUACCAUUAACAUCAUUAAAAUAUUUAUUCAGUAAACAGGAGAUAGUUACUGGUGUAUACAAAUUGAUCAAGUGUGAACUACGAGUUAUUUCUAAAAGAUAUAAUGACAUAAAUGGCUAUAUUUUACUUCCGUGUUCUUAUUUUCCGUGAAAGAGACUUGGCCUACAUAACGCGCAUUGAUUUAUAAUAUGGCGGUGUCUAUAUUUUCAAAAUUUAAUAAGGAGCAUAAAAGUGACAAACAUACAACAGGAUCGUGCACAUUUAACGUAAAUGUUAGAAAGCAGAGCAAAUGUUCUGGCGGUGUAAUAUUUGUAUGCAUACCCUUGCAGGCAAUGUUGAUAGCUUUAGUUGCUUUUGUUGGAUACUUUUCAUACCAAGACGCAUAUCAUAACAUACCGUUAUUGGCACAGGAAUACAUCACAGAAUUGUCAGUAUAUUGUGACGACAUCUCUCUAAGUCCAGACGAUAAUAUUGAAACAUUUAAUACAAAGAAAAAUAAUUUGAUUCUGUCUGUAAACAGUGAUGAUGGAAGGUACAUCUGCACAUACAAAAAUAAAGAUGCCAAGAAGGUGGUAAAUACAGUGGUAGAGCGGACAUUAAUGCAGACGUUAGCUAGAGGGUUAGCACAGCGACAAUAUCUUUCAUGUGGAAAUAACAGUUUAGCACCGACAUCUGGACACCUUACAUUCACGUUUUCUGGAGUUUCGCAGCAUCAGAAAUAUGAAGGGAAUGGAAAGGACUUAGCUCUUCACUGGGAUAAACAUCCAGAACAUUCAUAUAUUGUUCGAAACAUACAUUACCACAACGGUGAAAUAACCAUUCCAGAGGGACGAACAUACUACAUUUAUGCCUCCGUACACUUCAAUAUUUCACGAGGAGACGACAAAAUUGACAGACCAAGAAAGAUUACAUUGCGAAUUUGUCGAAUGGUUUAUGGAUAUGAACAAACGUUGCUAGGGAAAACGCAACUGUUUGACGUUAGUCACGGUGAUGUUGUUUCGAGUCUGGACGUUGGAAGUUAUUUGCAGAUGUCUAGAAAUGAUACGAUCUAUGUUAAAGUUUCCGAUGCAUUUUCGAUCAUCCGCGGCUCGCGAGGUAAUACCUUUGGUAUGUUUCCACUAUCAGCCUGAUGAGCCUUAGGCGAAACUACUGACUCAAAAGUGCCAAUUCAGCAGAAACGACGACUGGUAUAUACUAACUUAAUUUAGCUCUUGAAAUAUAUUCAAAUCACUCCCGAGUCCAUUUCCUUGAAACAAUCGGUACUGGUGUCAUUUGAAGAAUGGUAGUGAUCCCAGAUGGACCCUUACACACGACCCCGCGUUGAAAGACCGCUACCUAGGUCGCCGCUUCCCUUGAAUUGACGCGUGAGUCAGUAGUCGCUGAUCAAUAUCUUUGAAGAAAAAAAAAACCUUUUCGUUUGAACCGACAAUAAUCCCUUUCGUAUUAAUUUCAAAGAUAUGACAAAUAUUCCAUAAUUGCUACUAUUUGGAAAAUUCUUAAUGUUAUCAAACUGGUUAAUAUAUUUGUUUAAAUAAUGACUUCUCUGAAUUUAACUAUACCAAAUAAAAACUUCACAAGUGAUCCAUUUGUACUACGGCUGAUUCUAGACGCCAUAAGGCGUGUACAUUGUACACUAAAAUUGCUUACUUUUCGAGUCAUUGACAUGUUCAGAAUGCAUGAUAAGGAUCGUAUCACGUCACUGACGAAAUUUACGUUUCAAACUGACAUUGUAAUCACAAGAUUUUAGCUUUAACCUCCGACGAUGCCACUAUAGUUUUCACGGUUGACUGCUGAAAGAAGUAACUUCACAUCAUGAUAAUUUCAUUUAAAUUUGUAUGUAAUUUUGAUGUUAGCUGUAGAUAUUGUAUUUGCUUUAAUUGUUCGACUCUGUUUAUGAAAUACUUCUUUGUCGUCAGGUGUGAACGUUGAAGUUCUAUGUACUGAAAAGGAUACAGCCCUAGAAAAUAAGUUUUACUAAUGUAUUUUUAUUGAAUUAAAACUACAUUCUUUAGAGGAAGAAUGAAGGGUAACAUAUGUACAUGUGACAGGGACAGGACCAAAAUGAAUAAAUUGAUGAGUAAUUAUUGUAUUACACCCUUCCAAAAACUUGUGAUGGAACUGUAUAACCUUUUUUCCCCCCUUUUUUUAAAUGUAGCACAUAUGUUACCUCAGUAGCCCGUCUUAUUUUCAUGGGUUCAAAUCCAGCCCAUCAUAACUGAUUUUGUUUUACUGUUUCCACUUUUGGUUUCUUUUCACAUUGAAACAUUAUUUUAUUGGUUUGUUGCACAACUUUGUAUUUUUAACAUAAAAAUGAACGAAUGAAUUAAAAUAAUGAACUUUUUUUCUCAAUAAAAAUACAACAGGUCUGAGAAAUAACCUGUGCCAUUUUUUCAUGUUUAAUGCAAGUAAUGUGUGAAUUUCAUGUCAUUCAAAGCCGAAAGUUUUUUUCUAGUAAUGUUUCACACAUCCUACGUUUGGUUUAGGGGAGACUACGUUCAAGGACUUACUGGACCUUGUGCUUGCAUUUUGAAUUUAAUGCAAUAAAAUGAAUUGAAUUGAAUUGAAUUAAUCUCGUUUUUUUAUCGUAAAUAACAAGAUGAAUAGAGAUUUUGACGAUUGCAACGGUAAUCGUCAAAUGUAUAACAUCAAUAUAACAUCAGUCGUAGUCUUGAUAUGAAAAUGGUUCGUGAUUUAAUGAAUUUAAUUGUAUUUGUGUUAAUAAGGCUUAUACAUUAAUGGUACCAAUUAUACAUUUAUGUUCUGAAUAAUACAUUUUUAUGCAUAGAAAUGUUUCUUUCUCAAUAUUCUAACAAGUUUGGAAUAUUCUCUAACAUGUAUUUUCUGGCUCUUUUUGUAAAUAAAGAAACAUAAAAAAUG
Mercenaria mercenaria is the source of this 2977-nucleotide messenger RNA. RefSeq lists its product as uncharacterized. The record is from RefSeq and is a predicted model, not a curated record. Bases 289 to 1230 code for a protein of 313 amino acids. The transcript has 4 exons. Gene Ontology annotation, molecular function: tumor necrosis factor receptor binding. Gene Ontology annotation, biological process: immune response. Gene Ontology annotation, cellular component: membrane. NCBI's taxonomy places the organism in Eukaryota, Metazoa, Mollusca, Bivalvia, Venerida, Veneridae.